This is a messenger RNA of Coniophora puteana RWD-64-598 SS2, 903 nucleotides long. RefSeq lists its product as uncharacterized. Lineage: Eukaryota; Fungi; Basidiomycota; Agaricomycetes; Boletales; Coniophoraceae. The coding region runs from base 1 to 903 and encodes 300 amino acids. The transcript is spliced from 6 exons. The record is from RefSeq and is a predicted model, not a curated record.
AUGGCGAUGCAACAAGCUAGCACCCAAGCGCAAAACGGACUCCAGAAUACUGGUUCUCCAGGCACAAUAACCCCUUUUCCUUCUCCAUCCGCCCUUGGAUGCAGCAGCCGCAAGUCGACGCUCCGAGGGCGACCCCCGCCAACCUCAGGCCUGCCAUUGGACGGGCGAAAUCAAGGUUUAGACACUGUACACGCACACACACGAUCAGGACGGGGUGGCGACCGCCCCUACUUAGUACCCUCUGACGAGUCCUCAUUGAUGGGCGUGUUCCGUGGGUCGUCGGAGGGCCUGGACCUUCUGUGGAUGAUCCGUCUGAUACGACGGAGCGAGCACGUUACGGAGGAGUGCGGUGUGCGAUGGCAAUGGCAAAUCGCAAUGGCAGAACGUUUAGGCGAGGCGGUGUGCCCGAGUGGCGCAGGAGCCAGGAAUCAGCGGGCUGCUGUCAGAUCUGAUAGGACGGACACCGCUGGACAGAGAGGAUCAGCGCUGCGCAGGCUGGCUAGUGGUUUGCCCGGGAAUCGGCGAAGAUCCAUCGGAGUGUACCUGCCGAAGUCCUGGUGCGCCCGUACACUGGUACUUGCGCUAGCACUUGUGUACGGGGUUGCGGAGGUAGUGAUCGGUAGUAUUCCCCGUGAAGAGACAAACCAGAUUCACAAAGAGGAAACGCGGGUGUCGAGGGCGGGUGUUGCCAAUAUCAACGCGACCACAAGGAGUUGCAGCGUGAAACUUGACUCCUCACAUAUUACCACAACACAAGCAGGGCAAUGCCUCCGCGAAAGUGGGGCAGAGCAGACCCAAGGCCCUGGAUGGGGCCUAGUGGGCCCCAUCAGACAGUCGGUCGGGAAUGCCAGCCCGAUUGACUGGACCCAUAAGCAGAAAUGUAUCAGUUCAAUAUCAUCGUAA